Molecule: messenger RNA, 2143 nt
Organism: Nelumbo nucifera (sacred lotus)
Lineage: Eukaryota; Viridiplantae; Streptophyta; Magnoliopsida; Proteales; Nelumbonaceae
Product: BTB/POZ domain-containing protein At2g13690-like
Source: RefSeq, a predicted model, not a curated record
AAUACGUAUUUUACUUACACUGCAAUAAGCACUGUUACAGCAAUGUCUCUCUCCUUUCUCCCUCCGAUCCAUCUCCAUUUCUGAUACGAACAAGAAUCCAAAACCCACGGAAAUCGAGGAAACAAGAACAAGAAUCUUCGAAAGAAACUCCAAAAACUUCACUGUUCUAUGCAUUGCUCUCUCUCAAUAACCCUAAGUUAUCUGCCUUUCCGCCUCUUCAACCUCUUUUCUGAAACUCUUCGACGAACCAUCGUUGUCAAUGGCGGCCUCGGGCCACCGGAAAGUAGUUUCCCGCCGGGAUAAUCGAGGGUCCCGCCGGUCUUGGUGUUGUUCCUUCGGUAUUCCUCCCGAGAGCCCCGAAAAUCUGAGCUGUGCCCGCUCCAAAACGACUCAGAAAUCUGAGAUCCUUUCGAAAUCUGGUAAUUCUUUUCCGAGUUCUCCUCUGAGCAGCAGAACUGGGUUAGUGAUAGUCGGGCUCAUCGAUCGUCGGCGUAUCUUGUCCCCCGGACGGGUUUCUCCGAUUGACUCGGACGCUGCGCCCGAUCCUGUUCGGGAUAUUGUACCGGACACUUCGUCUGUUAACGAUGGUGGAGCUCCAUUGGAAUCGGAGACUUUCCAUUCGACUGAAGAGAAGUUGCUAACACCGGAGGGACCGGAAAUUUAUCAGGCACCUUCCCUUAAUCGUUCUUUGAGUACUGCGACGAGAGAACAGAGCUGUUCUCCGGUAUUUGAUGUAAGACUGAGCUUGAAGGGCAAGAACGAGGGCUGUUUGGUCUUGGAAUUGGACUCCGAGGUGUUAUCUGCGAAUAGCUCCGUCUUUGCAGAUUUGAUCUCAGAUUGUCGAAGGAAUUCGGGCGGCGGUUCGGCUGCAAAACUCUGCAGGAUUGAGGUUCCUGAUGUUGAGAACUUGAGUGUCUAUCGUGAGACAAUUGAGCUCAUGUUUCUGGAAGAUAUCACGAGGCGUCUGUUAAAGAUGGGGGUCUCCCGUGCGAUUGAUGUGCUCGAGGUCUCAGCAGGCAUCACGUUUACAAAAGGCAUUUUAUCUUGUUUGAAAUACAUUGAGGCUGUUCCUUGGAGUGAGGAUGACGAAGAGAAGCUUAAGAAGUUGUUUACAAAAUUUGCUUUUAACAAUGCAACAGCUAGAGAAGUAUUGGGCCGGCUGCACUCACUAGAUCAAGUUGAUUCCCAGCAACAUUUGGCGAUGCAACUCAUUUGGUCAAUCACCAGUGGUGCUGAUGCUAGUGCAAGGAAUGAGCUCAAGUCCUUGGUCACGGGCCUUUUGUCCAAGAGCUCAGUAUAUGAGAAGGGUGCUAUAAGUCUAAACAAGGAGGAUCUCUAUGUCGUUUGUCAAAAUUGUCUGAGUUCACUGGUUAGACUAUUUGGGGAAACAUCUGACUCUGCUAGGGAGAAGUCAGGAAAAGAAGAGAAUGGUAAGCCCUUGAUCGAGCAAAUCUCAAGGCAAGUUGACAACUUAAACUGGCUUCUAGAGAUUCUGCUGGAAAGGCAAAUGGCAGAAGACUUUGUUGAUAUGUGGGCAGAUCAAGGAGACUUGCUAAGGAUCCAUGAGCUGGUGUCUCCAAUGAUCAGGUAUGAGCUCAGCCGAGUUUCAGCAUACAUAUUCAUUGCCCUUGGGAGAGGGAAGCUGCACUGCCGAUUGGAGGCCAGAUCGCAGGUCCUCCAAGCAUGGUUUGGCCCUAUGCUGGUAGACUUUGGUUGGCUGCAGAGGUGCAGAAAAGGGCUAGAAAUAAAGACGUUGGAGGAAGCCAUGGGCCAAGCACUCCUUACGCUCCCACUGAAGCAACAGCAUUGGCUGUUCAUGGAAUGGUUCCGAUGUUUCUCCAGGAAUGGCACCGAGUGUCCUAAUCUUGGCAAAGCCUUUCAAAUCUGGUGGCGCAGGUGCUUCUUGAGGGCCCCUGAAAUUCGCACCGUAGAAUCACGGUAGCCAUUGGCGUUUCACCUUCUUUCAUUUGUAUUAUCAUCGUCCGUAAAUGUAGAAUUGUAGAUCACCUAUGUAGAUUAGUGAUUCAGUGUUUUAACAAGCAGUCAAUUGCUAUUAACAAUUCAUUGAUGCAAACUGUCAUUUGCUUCAACAACAAUUCAGCAAUAUUAAUAUAUAGAGGCUAAGAAGGCAUCCAUGUGCAUA